AUAUUAUUUUAAUAUUUUUAUUCAUACUCUAUUAAAGCAAAUAUUAAAGUUGUUAAUGCACUUCAUUGUUUGAUCAUUACAAGUGUUACAUUUUAAAAUUUUGCAAAUGUACCUUCCUUGUUUUAUAUGUAUAACAUGUUUUUAUUUCAAAAUACGAAGUAUGAAACGUUUGAUCAUGUUUACCAUAAAUUUUGUUCUUUAAUAUUUAGUUUUAAUUUAUAUUUGAUUAUUUAAAUAUUAUUAAAUUUUAUUAAAUUUGAUUUGUUUAUAAUAUUUUUUUAAAGCAUACGAAAUAGUAAAACAUUUUUGAUAAAGAAGAAAAGUUCAAAUUCAGUUUAUAUUUUUUUUAAAUGAAACUGUAUUUUUUUUAAUGAAAAUUCACAUGUAUUAAAACGAUGAAAGUGACAAUGACAAAUUAUUUUUCGAAAAGCUCAAAAAGCCCGAAUAACCCUAUAGUCCUAUAAGGACUGGCCCGGACUUUGAAUUCUAGACCCAAAAUAUUUUUGGACCGGGCCAGACUGGGCUCAAAUAUUUACGGGCUUAGCGGGUCUUGACCGGGUCGGGCCAGCCCGAAUUGAUACCCCUACCUACAUCUCCUAAUUCGAAGUUUUCAUCAUGUAAUUUCACCAUCACUUGGAGAUCAUAUCACUCCUAAUAUGGCUUUAACACGUGAAUUCUAAAAUUCCCAUUUAGUCAUUUAUAGUUGGGUUAGUUUUGCGUACUAGCCAUAAAUCAAAAACAAAUUAAGUGAGUAACUUUGAUUUUGACGUUAUUUAGUGUCAGACAUUUCAUACACAAACUAUCCAGUUUUGCCCCUUACCUUAACAGGUAACCAGUUACAAAUGAUAGUACGUGAUGUGAUGUCUUGCGUUGUGUGUCGUAACGAGAACCACAUAACUAAACACAAAAAAAAAUUAUCAAGAACGGAGGGGAAAUAUUCUUACAGUUUACAUUUUUGACAGUAAAUAAUUUUAAUGGUAACAUUUUUGAACUUCUAUGCUGACAUCGAAGUAUGUACUGCUUACCCAGCCAACCCGAAACUAACAUAAACUAAACUGAAAAAACAGUAUUCGAGUCCAUCUGUAUAGUAUAAAAAUGAAUAAAGCCAUUCUAUACGGAAUAGCCGACAUAUUCUAUUCCAUAUUACAAAAGUUGUUUAAGACACCAACCUCAUCUCAAUCCCUAAGAAAUAAAUCAAAAUUUCACACCACCCCAACCCAAAUAUACUAAACCCUAAAUCCUUAUCAUAACACCCUAAGCUCUGAUAACUAAACAUUAAACCCAAUAAUUAUAACCUGUACACCCAAAUAUAAACACUAACCCCAAAUAGAAUGCAACAAAAUAAAUAGUAUACAAUAUAAUUGGGAAUACUAAACCCUAACCUCUGAUUUGUAAACCAUACACACAUUUUAAAACCGUACACCCAAAUAUGCAACUCUGAAAAUAGUACAUAAAUUUAUAUACCGUUAAAAUAUACAAUAUAGAUCGGUAAUUGUAAUAAUAUACUUUAAAGUGUAAACAAUACAAUAUAGAUCAGUAAUUGUUAAGGGUGACAUUUACAAAUAAGCUUAUGAAGACGUAGAAGUACACAUACCACAUAUUUGAGUUAUUUUAUAAUUUUCUCAUAUUCCAUAUGUUUAGUAUAAAAAAAUGAAGACAUCCAUUCUAUACGGAAUAGCCGACAUAUUAUAUUCCAUAUUACAAAAGUUGUUUAGGACACCAACCAUAUCCCACCCCUAAGAAGGUCCAACUCAUUCAUGACAAAUCUGGAAAAAGAAGUAAAAUGCAAAAUUGCAGGUCAGUGAUGUAUGAUUAAAAAAGAGAAUAUGCGAUGAACAAAGUAAUAGUGAAACAAAGCCAAAGAUAAUAAGUUUUAUGGAACAUAGCAUUGUCCGUCCGAAAUAGUAUGGAAUUAAAUGAAAUAGAAUGGAAAUUCAACUCAAUGAAAUGGAAUGGAAAUGCAACAUAUACUAGUAUGGAACUUCAUUCCCACAUACUACACGGAAUGGUACAUUUACACAACUAUUAAAUAAGAUAUUACAUUUCACACAUAGUUAUUACGCUAUUCCAUGCAACAUAGCAUAGUAGCACAAAUAUAGUUCUACCCUCAUUUGUUCCUUUCGAUUACAAACGCAAAUUUACCCCAAAAUUUGCAGUAAACAUAUGAUUCCAACAAUACAGAGAAGUAAAACCCUCAAUUAAUUCAGGGAACUAUGGCUACCAGAUCCAACAUGCAACUGAACCGAUGAGUUAGAUUUAACAACGUAGAGGCAGAUAGAACUAUGAUAUCCCAGAUAAGGGAAACGAGCAGAGCAAGCAUAGAAUGGAAGACAUAAAACCGAGAACUUACAGUGUUGACACCGCUCUCAGUCGAUUCGCCUCCAUAAAGGAGAAUACGCUCGGCUGCUCCUUCUCGCCGCUUGGACUGUAACGACGCUUGUUCGCAAUCGAUUUCUGAGUCGGCUCGGCUUUUCCCUUUUUACCGGACUUCAAAAGUAGAUAAGUCCAACGGUGGCGACAGUGUAGAUGAAAGCGAUGGGUUCGAUGGGUUCGAAGAGAGUGAGCAAACCGGCGACGAAAUCCUUUCAGUUUCCCAAAAGUUAUCACAUGAAGAUAAAACAAGAGAUGGUGUGAUUCUAAUUUAGCCACGAGUAAUUGUGACAGUUGAUAAUUAGAAAUUUUUUAUAUUUUCUUUUUUGCAGGUUUCGCCGGUUGGCGUGAAGAGAAAAAUAGAAUUAAUACAUAAAAGACAAUAGGUAUAUUGAAAAAUUAGGGUUUUUGGGUAUCCAGUGAAUUAUGGUUUAUUUUGACGUUAUACAGACCAAUUUUCCUUUAUAGUUUUAAUCGGUAGACCAACUUUUUUUUUCUUGAGAAACAUCUCUAGACCAACUUUUUUUUGGUUGAAUAGCAAUACUGUUUUAACAUAUCUAUACCAUUCAACAUCAUUUUAAUUUCGAAAUACACAUUGUUUUUGUGGAACCAUGCAGUGGACUACUGAUUCUUUUUGUUACCUGAUUUAUCCAUAGAUAUUUAAAGUCUAAUACAAAAAAUACACAACAGUCGAUGGAUAUUCGAACCAUCUAUAACACGAUUGAACUCGUGGGGGGAGUAUCUUUAUAGUAAAAGCGAAAAGUGUGUAUGGUUCCGUGUGAUGACAAUUAUAUAGCAGAAAGAAACUGGUCGGUACAGUCACAAACUCUGUUAAAAGUUGUCCGGUCAAAUCUUCUUUGGACCCAAAAAGACACGACACAAAGAGCAGCUUACGGCUCUUAAAACAAUGCACAUGUCUCCAUGUUAUCCUACUCGCUGUCUUAAUUUUUUCAUUUACAUUCUCUAAUCUACAUUUUGUACCCAUUUGAUGGGACAUUCCCUGAAUCUAUGGACUGCGUUCAAAGCACAAAUACUUGGUUCUGUGAACCCUAUGUCUACACCUCUCUUUCUCAUCACCUAUAUAAGUAACACGGAGCUUCGUUGAUGUACAUAGUAUUUUCUGACUGAGUUUGAACAUUAUCUCUAAAACUUCUAUAAUCAUUUUGAUUUUUUUUGUUUUGCAAAUUUGAGGAGAACAUGGAAGGAAGGUCCUAUUCAGAUUGGAAUGAGAGUUCUUCAUCGCUAUUUGGAUCAGAGAAUCUGGAGGAAGAGUUAGAAGUGGUAACUGUGAGAGCUGAAGAGGUUUUCUCUCGGAUUCCUCAACCUCAGACACCAAGCGAGUCAAUGAAGUUUCUGUCCAGAUCAUGGAGUCUAUCCGCUUCUGAAAUCUCCAAAGCUCUAGCUCACAAACAGAGACAACAUCAGAGUCUGCCUACUGUUUCCCAUAACAGUCCUAAUGUCUUCUUCCAAGAUUCUGCUGCAAACCCACUCAUGGCAGGGAAGAUCAUGAACUCAAGUGGCAAACGCAAAUCAGGGAAGUUAUCAAAGUGGUUUCACCAAAAACAACACACCAACCCAAACACCAUGAGGAAUCCGAAGAGGAAAGACAAAGCGCGUGUGGAGAGAGCCUGUGUCCACUCAGCUGUGUCCAUCGCAGCUCUGGCAGCUGGGUUAGCGUCUGUGACAUCCAAUGAAAGCUGCGGUAAAGAGUCAGGCUCCAUGAUGACGCUGGCUCUAGCCUCAGCUACCGAGCUACUAGCUUCACAUUGCAUUGAGAUGGCUGAGCAAGCAGGUGCUGAUCGCGCAUGUGUUGCUGCUGCGGUUAGAUCUUCCAUUGAUAUCCACAGCCCUGGUGAUCUCACCACUCUCACAGCAGCAGCUGCAACUGCUUUGAGAGGAGAAGCGGCUUUGAAAGCGAGACAGCUAAAGGAAGCAAGGAAGAACGCGACAAUCACACCUUGUGAGAGGAGCUUCUCUGACUCUAGCUGGACUGCAAAUUGUCAGUUUAGAUUGGAUGAACCAAAUCUUCCUUUAGAGGGUGAUUUGGUACAAUGUGCACAAAACGGAGCCCAUCGACUUAAGCGAGUUUGUGUCUAUAUCAACAACAAGUCUCAGGUAAUGAUCAAACUCAAAAGCAAACACAUUGGAGGGACAUUCUCCAAGAAGAUCAAAUGCGUUGUUUAUGGAGUCUGCGACGAGAUAUCUGCAUGGCCUUACAGUAAAGAUAAUGAAAACUCAGAAGAUGUCUACUUUGGUCUUAAAACUGGACAGGGUCUUUUGGAGUUCAAGUGCAAGAGUAAGAUUCAGAAGCAGAGAUGGGUUGCUGGGAUUCAGUCUACUCUCCGCCAAGUAACUUGUCUCGAGGCUGACAAAUGCACUCUCGAAUCUUUGAGCCUCAGUGAUCGUAUGCGAUAGAGAAUCAAUCCUGUAAAUAACUUGUUCACAGUUACUGCAAGUGAAUCAGAAAU
Molecule: messenger RNA, 4838 nt
Organism: Brassica napus (rape)
Lineage: Eukaryota; Viridiplantae; Streptophyta; Magnoliopsida; Brassicales; Brassicaceae
Product: VAN3-binding protein-like
Exons: 6
Coding region: 3568-4785 (405 amino acids)
Biological process (GO): leaf vascular tissue pattern formation; auxin-activated signaling pathway; phloem or xylem histogenesis
Source: RefSeq, a predicted model, not a curated record